AGCAACGCGGCCAAGUAGUCCCCAGACAAACCCAUCGCCCCAAAACACCCAGAGAAAAAACCCAGAUCAAAAAUUUUAGAACCAAAAACCCAACCCAAACCCAGAUAAAAACUGUUUUGUCAUCAAAGAAAACAAGAAGGAAAUCGAAUCCUAAUGAAAAUUUUGUUUUGCUGUGGUUUUGAUUUUGAGUUUCAACUUUCCCCUGAUUUUGGUUUCCAAGAGAAGGUCAACGAAUUGUUAAUGGGUUCAAGAAUCUAUUUUUUGUGAAAAUCAUUGAUCAAGGAGGGUAGAUGCUUGUGUUGCUAUCGAUUUUGGUCCUCCACAAUUAGCAUACAGAUGUUUGAAGAUAUAUUUGGGGUUUAGAUCUUUUGUGGUUGGAGUGGAGAUGACACUGGGGAGCUAGGGUUGAGGUUUUUUUAAAGCUGUGGUUUGGAUUUUUGUGGCUGGAGUGGAGAUAACAGAGUGGCGAGCUAGGGGCUGGAUUUUCUUUUUGGUCGGAGGGGAAGAAGAUGAAUCGGGUUGCAAGAGAGAAGAAGAUGAAUCGAGUUGCAGUGCUCGAGGGAUAAACAGGUUGGUGGGAUUCAGUUUCAGUGUUUAUUAACAGCCAUAGAUUCAAAGUGAUCUAAUGGCUGAAAUUUGGGCGCACGGGGCAUUGUAGAAUUUGUCUUGUUAAUUAAGGUCCAAUAUCCUAAAGAGAAAGGGAUUCCUAAAGGAAAUUGGUUUGGGCUUUCCUUUUCUUAAUUCAGCUCCCUCUAUAUAACUCCCCUCUCUCAUAACUAGUUUCACUCAAAGCUCCCGUUGGUGUGGUUUGAAGUUGCUUGUUCCAAGCUUUCUUCUCUUCCUCUUCCUCCUCCAAACCAAGAUGAAGCUCUUCGGCAGCGGUUUCAACUCCUCCAAGUGCAAAGAAACGGUGGAGACAGUGGUGGUAAAAGCGCGAUUCUUGCAAAAGAAGAAACAAGAUGAGGCGGCGAAGCUGGAGAGUGACAUCGCAAGUCGCCUUCGCGCCGGUGAAGACCCCAUUGCCGGCCCUGCUCAUAUCCUGAUCAAACGGGUGAUAAGAGAGCAGAACGUCUCGGCUGCGUACGAAUUCAUCGAGGCCUUCUGCGAUUUGGUUGUGGACAGACUGUCGACCAUCAAAGAGGUGAGGGAAUGUCCAGAGAACUUGAAAGAAGGGAUAAGUAGUCUAGUCUUUGCAGCCAAAAAGUGCUCUCAUGAGAUUCCAGAACUGGUGACACUUAGGAAUAUUUUCAGGAAGAAAUAUGGAAAGGCUUUUGUCUCUGCAGCUACGAACAUACGACCUAAUUGUGGUGUUGAUACCAUGAUGAUAAAGAAGCUUGCAGAUACCAAUCCUCAAGGUGACGAAAAAAUGAAAAUUGUGCAAGAAAUAGCCGAUAAAUACGGUAUUCAUGGAUCAUGGGUAGAGAUUGCAGGAAACAACUGCAAUGCUUUGGUCAAAGUAUAGAAGAGC
Molecule: messenger RNA, 1468 nt
Organism: Prunus dulcis (almond)
Lineage: Eukaryota; Viridiplantae; Streptophyta; Magnoliopsida; Rosales; Rosaceae
Product: IST1-like protein
Exons: 1
Coding region: 863-1462 (199 amino acids)
Biological process (GO): protein transport
Source: RefSeq, a predicted model, not a curated record